This is a messenger RNA of Periconia digitata, 2025 nucleotides long. Lineage: Eukaryota; Fungi; Ascomycota; Dothideomycetes; Pleosporales; Periconiaceae. The record is from the annotation of a GenBank genome assembly.
UAAGAUUCGGGCCAUGCUAUCUAAUUAAUUAUUACUCAUUACUCAUGAUGAAAAACGAGCACCGACUGCGGCUUAACAAAGCAGAGCAGAGCAGAGCAGAGCACCCCUGCCGCCGCCAUCAAUGGCCACGGCCAUGAGUACCUAUGUAGGUAGAUGGUGGAUGCAGAAUCGUGGGCUGGCUGUUCUGCAAACUGCUUGCGCCGCCCGCAUGUAACGUUGUGUGGCAUUUGCCAGCUGCUCAGCUCUGCUCUCUGCUCUCUGCUCUCCACCCCCCAGUUGCGUCCAACUACCGACCGCCUAAGAAAGCGCAGCGCAGCGCAGUGCCGCCGUACAGUGCAGAGCUGCGGAGCCCAAGUACCAAAGUACCCAAAGUACCUGCACCUACCUAGGCUCAGCCUCACCAGCCCGUCCGCUGGCUGGCUGUCACUCUGCCUGCCUGCCUGCCUGCCUGCCUGUCUCUCUCCAAACCCGUCCACCUCGCUCACCCACACCCACCUGAGCCUCUUCGCUCCACUCCGAGUCUCCCCUUCGCCUGCUUGUCGCACCGUCGCUCGCCGUCGCCUCCACCUUCGCUGCUAUCGCCAUCCGGGCCUGUGAUUGUGAGACGUACGAACCACCAUCAAAUCGCCUGUCGACCCUCCACUUCGGUCCGCCGUCUCCGCCAGUCAACAAGACUCCCGCCCAUCAAUCGCUACUUGUAUUCCAAUCACCUGUGAACACCCACUUGUUUGGAUUACUGCAUAACGAGACACACUCUGCACUCUGCACCAGCUGCACACUCCCCCAACUUUCGCGACAUCUGCGCAAUCCUCUAUCCUCUAUAUUGCACUCCGCCCACGCCUUCCUCAUCCACCCUCACCUCACCAGGACAUCAUGGCUCAGAAUGGCGGCGAACCCGUCAUGCGCAGAAAGUUAGUCAUCAUCGGAGAUGGAGCUUGCGGCAAGACAAGUCUUUUGAGCGUUUUUACGCUUGGUUACUUUCCCACACGUUACGUUCCAACUGUCUUUGAGAAUUACGUCACAGAUUGCAGAGUAGAUGGCAAAUCGGUGCAGCUAGCGUUAUGGGAUACCGCCGGUCAAGAAGACUACGAACGCCUACGGCCGCUCGCCUACUCCAAGGCCCACGUUAUCCUCAUAGGUUUCUCGGUCGAUUCUCCGGACUCGCUCGAGAACGUCAAGCACAAAUGGGCUGAGGAGGCCCGGGAACGUUGCCCGGGCGUCCCAAUCAUAUUGGUUGGUCUCAAGAAGGAUUUGCGCGACGACCCACUAGCACAAGAAGAAAUGCGCAAGAAGUCGUUGAAGUUCACCACUACUAAGGCCGGCAGCGACAUGAAGGACGUGAUCGGCGCGAGGAAGUACCUCGAGUGCUCUUCUCUGACCGGCGACGGCGUAGACGACGUGUUCGAAGCUGCUACACGCGCUGCAUUGCUCUCCCAGGAUAAGAAGGAGAGUGAGGGCGGGUGCUGCAGCAUCAUGUGAAGAUCUCCGUCCCCUCUCGCAAUCUUUUUAUUCUUCCUCGUGCGUGCGUGCGUGCGUGCGUGCUCAUUUCUUCAUGCAUAGGGCGGUGUUACCUGGCUCACUUUCCUUAUUCUGAUUUCCUACCAAAGUCUCUGUUUUUGCUGAGGCAUUGCUAGCGUUAGCUUUUAUUUUGUUUCCACCGGCAUAGCCAUGUUCUCUGUCUUUCCUAGGGUGAGAAAAAAGGGGUGGCAGGGAUCGGGAUCCUGAAGCCUAUGUGCUUUGUUCUGGGAUUUUUUACAGUGGGAUAUGUAUAUUGUUUCCCGGUUGGGGAAAAUCGGUUGUUCGUCGUUACCGUGUGCGUAACGAGUGUGUAUGUGUGUGAUUUGGAAGGGGUACGAUAUUUGGAUUGAGACAGGAGGGUCUAAUGAUUGAUGAUGGCUGUCAUCUUACACUCAUUGCUCUAUUUCUUUGCUUCUCUUCUGUUCGUUUGUAAUUAUGUUGAGUUCUCCUUUGUUUUGUCUGGGAAGCGAGUUGAGUUGGCGGUCAAGAUGGUAUCAGAACGUACAU